GCGAAAUCGGCAAUCAACUCUUGCCCCUCGAUUGUUCCGGUUCCGCUUCUUUCUCGCAAUCAAGCAACUCUCUGCAGCCACGGCAUUCGGCGGUUUGCUUGCGUUGAGAUUCAUCUCGCAACACUCGAUAUCACGUCAGAUCACGUGGUCAUGCACCGGGCCGUUUGCGCCUCUUGGUAACAUCAACGAGCCCACGACUUUGUGUGUGGCGGAACUUGGACGCGCGCGGGCUUGUCGCCGGGCGCUAGUCGCCGAACAUGGCUACUCGCACAAGUACGCGCGAGUCAGACUCCUCGGGGAGUUCCUCAGAGGGUCCCUCGCUGUCGCGACGCGGCACCUACGCAUCCAGGGCUACGACGGCCAACGAAAAGAAGACCCUGUGGGGUUGGAUCAAAAAAACAUGGGAGAGGACGGGCUUGGACCAACCAACUAUCUUGCUGAUGAUGAAAGGUGGACUCGCGCCAGCGAUUGCGGUGUCAAUCUACCAAGCCUCAGAUGUUGCGGAUGAGUACACCACUCUUGGUUAUCUUAUGGCCAUUGUGUCAAUUCUCGGCUUUGCCAUCAUGCCAAGAGCCAAGUUCAUCCAGAUGAUGAUCUUUGACGUGCUGGCCGUCUGUAUUGCGGCCUGCUUUGCACUGUUGACAAUGUACUCCAGUGUCAAAGCACGCCAACAUACCAGCACCAAGGUGACCAGCCAAUCCUACAACUCAUCAGCAUCUGCUGUUAGUGGUGUAUGGCUGUUCUUCCAAAUUUGGCUCGUACACACGUUCCGUGCCAAAUACCCCCAGUUCCAAUUCCCUGUGAUCAUUUACGCCAUUUUUGCCAACGUCUCGUCUGUCUAUGCACCACAGAUGGUCAACAUGGCAGCUGCAAUUCAACUGGUGGAACAGCUGCUUAGGACUUUCCUCAGCGGGCUGGCCAUUGCCACUGCUGUUUCGCUGUUUAUCCUGCCAAUGACGUCACGCAAGGCGGUUCGCAAACAGAUGGCUGGCUAUAUUGGGGGGCUUCGUUCUGCAUUAGGGGCCCACGCAGCCUACUUUGAAUCACUAGAAAGUGACGACAUGUUUGGCCGGGCUGAAACAUAUGACGACUCGCGCGAGAAAUUUGGCAAGAAGGGCAAAGUCUACAGUCCCGAGGCUGAGGAUAUUCGGGCUGCUAUCCGUCAAAUCACAGAUCUACACGCAAAACUGCAUGGAGACUUGUCUUUUGCGAAAAGAGAAUUCGCACUCGGUAAACUGGGCCCGGAUGACCUGCAACUGAUCUUCCGCCAUCUCCGACAGAUCAUGAUCCCCGUGGUCGGGUUGAGCUUCGUGGUUGAUAUCUUCCAGAGAUUGUCUGAUUACAACAGAUGGAAUGCCCCCCUCGACCCAAAUGCCGAAACGGUUCCUGAAGAGAUUCGCUCUCGCGCUGUGCGCGACUGGAAUGAUAUUAUGCGUGCAGUGCAUGAUCCUUUCGCCGAGAUGAUUCAGACUAUUGACGAGGGACUAUUGCAUACCUCAUAUGUCUUCCGACUGACGAAGCCACCCAAGAAGUCGGCAUCUGCAGCACCUACAAAUAAUGAAGCCGAGGAAGAGGCGAAAGAUGUAGAAGCCUCAGCAGGGAACACCGCGCCUGGAGAGAAGGCCUUUACAGCCCAUUUCGAGAAGAAGCUGGGCGAGUUCCGAAGCGCGAAGCGAAUCGCUCUUCAGACUUGGGCCGAGGAGAAGGGAGUCAAAUUACCACCGGACUUUUUUGAUCACCCUUCUUCUAUGGGAAGCUUGAAGGGCGAUUUCUUUUCUGCAUCUUCUUCGUUCCAGGACCGAAGUCGACGACAGCUUUACCUGUUCCUUUACAUGGAACAAUUGCUUUACUCGACCGGAAAAACGGUCCUUGAAUUUGUUCAAUACGCUGACGAUGUCGCCGCCAAGGGUAAAUUGUCGCGGACUCGACUCAUUAUUCCCGGUUCUAAGCGCAUGAUCAAAUGGGUGAAAAGCUGGCUUAAGGCCGAGGACAAUCACGAAGAUGACAACAUGGGCGAUGUACAUGCGCAAAACAGCAGUCUCGAGCUUGGCGAGGCCUAUAAGCACCGCAAAGACCCUGAGCACCUUCCGCCUAGCACCGCGUUCGAAAAAUUCGGUGACAAGGUCCGGGUGAUUCCCUGGUUUUUGCGCUCGUUUGAAUCUAACUAUGGAUUCCGAGUCGCAUGUGCAACCAUGACGAUCGCAAUCGUAGCUUUGCUACAUGAUACCCAAUCCUUCUUCACCAAGCAACGCCUUGUGUGGGCCAUGAUCAUGGUGAAUCUCAGCAUGUCUCCCACUUCUGGGCAAAGUAUCUUCAGCUUUGUGCUUCGCAUCGCGGGUACAACUAUUGCCAUGGUCGCGAGUCUUUUGGUCUGGUAUAUACCGGGUCAGAAGACCCCCGGCGUCAUCGUGUUCCUCUUCCUCUUCGUAUCUUGUGCGUUCUACGUCCCCAUCAAGAUUUUCCGUUUCCGCGUCAUUGGAAUCAUCAGUAUCGUUACUACGACUAUGAUCAUUGGAUACGAACUCCAGGUCCGCAAAGUGGGUGAGCAGGUUGCCACCUCUAACGGACAGCCUUACUAUCCAAUUUAUCUACUUGCGCCGUAUCGUCUGGCUACUGUCAGUGGAGGUAUUGCGGUCGCAUUCCUCUGGACGUUCUUCCCAUACCCCAUCUCGGAACAUUCGGUCCUCCGUCAAAGCCUAGGUGCAUCGUUGUACCUUCUAGCCAACUACUACUCCAUUAUCCAUGAGACGAUUUCUGCUCGCAUGCGUGGAGACGAGGGGGAUAUGACUCUGAAGAGUUCUGCGGGUCGGAAGCUGGAGAAGGCACGACACAAGGUGUUUUCAAAACAGAUGUUAAUGCUGAAUGGACUGCGAACCUACUCGGAAUUCCUUAGGUGGGGAGUUCCGAUCGGUGGUCGGUUUCCAAAGAAGCAAUACGACUCGAUCAUUGUCUGUGUUGAAAAUAUCGUAAGUUACCUCAGUUUACUCGGGUACGCAUCCGACACUUUGAUGCGCCUCGGAGAUGACGAAGACGACGAGACAGGCUCGGCCUGGAUGCACGACUUCCGGCGAUUGGUCGGCACUGCCAAUGUCACAACUCACGAGGUCACAUCCCUGCUUUGUCUCCUCUCCGCUAGUAUCACAAACCGACAACCUCUACCUCCCUAUCUCAAGGCUCCCCGACCGUACAGCUUCUCCAAGCGCCUUGAGGCCCUUGACAGCGAUAUUCUGAGUAUCAAGCACAUUGCUGAACCGGGCUUUGCAGCAUUCGCAGUCUUACAAAUCUCUACUCGCUGCAUUGUGGGAGACGUGGAGAGACUCAUGAAACAUGUCAAAGGCUUGGUUGGAGAAUUGGACUUUUCGUUCCAUGCCGUGAGUACGCUGGAUGCGAGAAUUGCGGAUUCGAGAUAUACCUCGCGUGCGCCAUCGAGAGUCAGCGUCAACGAAAUUCAGGCGGCUGAUCGUGAGAAGAAGGACUGAUUUAUGAGUCUUGUUUUGGAAGCAUGUACAUACUGAACGUUUUUGGUAAUCGUCCUUUGGUUGGACUGUAAUGGCACUUGCGUAUCACAAUUAUCAACUCCAAGCCGUGAAACGCGUCCCUCAUAGCUUCCUUUUGCGAAGAGAGAUAUGUUGGGCCCCAAAUGAAUGGAUGUCGCAAUCGGCA
Molecule: messenger RNA, 3663 nt
Organism: Penicillium subrubescens
Lineage: Eukaryota; Fungi; Ascomycota; Eurotiomycetes; Eurotiales; Aspergillaceae
Exons: 5
Coding region: 258-3479 (1073 amino acids)
Source: RefSeq, a predicted model, not a curated record